GUGUGAAAAUUUCAAAGCUGUUAGAUUUAAAGUUGCUGAACUGAAAAAUGAGCUGUCUUGCAGAGGCGGUUCGUAACGCAUUGCUCGAUGAAGACGAUGACCCAGACAACUGUGCUUUUGCUGAUGCAAAUAAUAUCGGUCAACUGUCUGAAAGCUAAAUUGCUAGAAAAUUUCUCUAACCUGAAGGCUAAAUUAAUAAAAAAUUCUGCAAAGAUGAAAGAAAAUUCCCCCAACCUGUAAACGAAAUUGCUGGAAAAUUCUGCAAAAUUGGAAAAAAACUCUGCCACACUCACUAAUUAAGAAACAGAGCUUGGAGAAAAGAUAAGAGAGAAUUCUUUCAGGUUAGAAGAAAAGAUUUUGGAAAAAAAGAAGGAAUUAAAAGAGGAAAUUCUGGAAAAAAUAUUCUUCACUGUAAAAAAAGAUUCUUUCAUUGGACAGGAUUCGCGAUAUUUAAAAUAAAAUUGCAACAUUGGACGUUAACACUAUCGAUGAGCUGCCCUGUAGUUGUUCAGCAGUGGACCAGAAGAGCGAAGUUUGAGCCAACACAGAAUCCGUUGGCCCGAAGCGCCUCAAACAAACUGACUCAAUUUGAUGGUACUACAUCCUGGAAUGUUUAUCAGUGUUAGUUUAAAGUGGCUGCAAAAGCAAAUGGCUUUUCAUCCAGGGAGAAGACCACUGCCCUUACAUUGGUCUUGAGAAGAGAUGCUACUGCCAUUCUACAAAGAAUGUCGCCAGAAGAAUGACCAAAGUGUACGACCAUCUAGUGAAGCAUUUCGAGUUGCAUUAUAGUCAGUUAAGGAGGUAAUUGGAGGACGUAGCUAUCAGGAUCAAAAGUUGGAGUGUUGGAAACGUGACAAGGCAGGUCACGUAAAAAGACACCCUUCAGAAGGCGCUAGAAACGAUCGUCAAACUGUCUUCAGCAAGCUAUAGCAAGAAAAUCCUGUUCGGAGGAGUUCAAGCUUUGUCAGCGGGCAGAGGAGAAAGAUGAUAAGUUAUUAAGACCCACCAUUGUCGAUGAUACCUCGUAAAAUGGGGAUCCUAUAAAAGAACAAUAUCCAGGUAGUGGAUAACCUGGAUAAAGGAAUGGAGGAAGCCAAGUAUUCGCCCAAUAUAAAGUCAUAUUGGGCACAAUGACUCAUUAAUAUUGGAAAAUGAUUGAUUCUUAAUGCGGAAAAUGUUUGGUCAUGAUUGCAAAGAGGAACAACAAAGGCAAACGUUGGGCCUAAAUGUCAUAUUUCAGAGUUGCUACAAAAAAUCCAUGCCGGUGUAUCAUGAAGACGCUUUGGAAUAUUAAAGAUCCCAGGAAAAAAUGAGGGAAAGAUUUUACCGGGUCAAUAGCACGGAAAACUGCAACUGCAGUCCAUGGUGCAGAAAAUGCGUUGUAUGUGUGGCAAGUCAUAGGCCGCAGAGAAAGCAAAAGGCUUUAAUGCGUCAGUUUAAUAUGGGAAGUCCUUUUAACAGGAUUGCUAUUGACGUUGCUGGUCCGUUUCUCGAAUCAGAAGAGCGGAAUAAGUACAUCUUGGUCGUAAAGGAUUACCUUAACAAAUGGGUUUAGGUAUACCCUCUACCAAACUAGGAAGCCUCUACUAUCGCCGACGCCUUAAUAUCUGCCGAUUUGGUGUAUCUUUGAAGCUACAUUAAGACCAAGGACGAAAUUUUAAAUGAACUAAUUGAUUUGACUACGUCACAAAAUAUUGCUGCUGAAGCUAGGCUAUAAAACUAGAAAUGACAGUCAUAUUUUGGAUUUUUUUUUGGGCAAUUCUGGCGUUAUGUCUGCCAGUGGGCAUUCUCGCAGCAUCCUGUUGUACCACUCGAAAUAACAGAAAUGAGCCAUACACUGCUAGAUUAAAAAACAGUCUGGGACGUUUAUUGUACGUUCUUAUUUUUUUAAUGCUAUGCCCUCUUCUACUUAUUCUAGCAAGCAAUGAACAGAUAUCACGGUCUAUCAUCAAAAGUCCCACAUCAGUUUCGAUAUUUUAUGAGGACAUUAACACUCUUAUAAAAAAUUCGCAUAUGCAAAUAUCAUUUGCUACUACAUCGUCUCUGGAUAUUACUGUAGAAACUAUAAGAAAUGAGUUAGAAAAUAUAAAAAUUCAUUUGGGAAUUCCGUAUCAUCAAGAACUCUCAAAUGAGCUAGGGUUGGCUGACGCUAUCAACUGCCUUGAAGUAUUAAAAAAAGAGAGUUUAAAGGUUAAUCAAAUCCUUACUGACUUGAUAUCAGAUUGCCAGGAUGCUAAGUCUACAGAAAAAAUUGCUCAAAAUAAAAUUGAUGACGUGACACGUCAACUGGUCCUAAUUCAACAACAAUGCAAUUUAAAAGAACGACCGUUAUGUUUUACAGUGCAGCUUUCAGGAUUUGAUAUUAUGUUUCCUUUUAAUAAUAUAACUGAUGAUUCAAGGUUGCAUGACUUUCAACAACUAAACAAAGAAGGUUCCUUCGGGAUGGCUGUAGAUGUUGCAAGAGCCACAUAUUCUAAUAUUCCAGAAAAAGUGGUUCAGGAUUCCAAUCUUUACGUUGCAGACAUAAAUUCCAUAUUGAAGCAAAAACGAAGUAAUGUAUUCAGAUCUACUCAUGAUCUGGAUAUAUUGGCGCGAAAUAUAUCUAAUAAAGUUAGUGACAAUCAGGAGUAUAUAGUUCCAUUACUGAAGAAGAUUUCUGAAUUGGAUGUUUGGAGAUGGUUAACUGUUCUUGUGAUAUCAGCAAUCGUCUUUCUAACUCUCGGAAUAAUGUUUUGUGCUGCUCCCUGCGGAUGCGGGGUUACGUCAAAAACGAUUCCCCUUCUGUUACUAGGCAUCACCCUUUCCUGCCUUCUUCUGCUGUUUAUAUGGGCAUUGGGUACCGCUUCUUUACUCAUGGGAGGACAUGGGCAAAGUAUAAUUUGUAAUUCUUUAUACGACCAUCCACGAUACAAAAUUCUAGGGGAAUUUUUGGAUCAGGAUGGAAUAUUUCAGUAUUUUUCCAAUGAAAAUGAUUCAAUUUAUACUACAAAUGUGUUAAAGGGAUGCCAAAGAGAUCAAACUGUUUAUUCGACUUUUCAUUUAAAUAACAAACUCCCUCUGGAGAAGACUUUUAAUUAUAAGAAAUGGGAUGAUCUACUAACGGCUUUUGAUGAUUUUGCCACAGCUAGAAAUAAAAUUGAAAUAUUAAGCCCUGGAUUGCAGGUACAAUUACAGAAGUUGUCUUCACUAACUGCAGUCAACUUUACUACCUAUAGACAUCAAAUGACUGCUGCCUUCACCAAAAAGGAUCUAAAAUCAUUGGCAGAUCAACUAAGUAGCAUUGCUAGGCAACUCGAUAAUCCGGUUAUCAGUAGGAAGUUGGAUAACUUAGCAUUCUUAGUCCGACAAAUACUACAAAACGAAAUCCAAAUGCUAAACGAACUAAGAGGAAAAAUUUUGUAUAAAAUUACUACGUUGGAAGUACUUCUGCCCCCAUUAAAUAAAAAGUUCAUCGAUUCCCUAACGCAUCUUAAGUCCAUUCAAUUUUUCUUGGACAACGAUGAAGCUGUGGUUAUAUCAGAGCGAAAAAAAAGACAAUUCAUUUCAACGCUUGAAUACUACUUAAAAGAUCUUUAUGAUUAUAAUGUAAAGAAGUUGACAAAAGAGAUAGGAAAAUGCCGGCCAUUAUGGGAUAUUUUCCAUUUGACACGUUUUCAAUUUUGCAAACUUUUUAUUGAUCCUAUGAAUGCCAUCGCCUUCUCGUGUUACUUCUUUAUAUUGGUUUCUCUACCAACCGCACCCGUAGCAGUAAAACUGGUCAGUAUUUACAGGGAGAAUAUGGGAAAUAGAGGAUUCUUUUCUUCGUUCUCUUCUCGUCGCAGCGAGUCUCAAGAAAAUUUGGUUCUUCGAGAAGAACAUAUUUGGACUUCGCCAUCUUCAAGCUCGUCAUCUGAAGAAAUAGAACAUCCACAACCUCAGCCCUACGUCCCUUCAGCAUGGAAUGUACGUACAGCACGAAGAGGUCGCGAGUCACUGAAGGCUAUUGAACCCCUACAAUGGAAAAUAGGGUCUGUUACUCCUAGAAGUUGGAUCUAAUUUGCCCUAGACAAUAGAGAGUGGAAUUGGAUAUGCAUAGUUAUAAUACUAAAUAAUUUUAUUAAGAAUUGGCAAAUUGAGAAUUUAAGAUAUUAUGUAACGAUUAGGAAUAAAAAGGUUUAGUCGGGGUAA
Molecule: messenger RNA, 4167 nt
Organism: Anthonomus grandis grandis
Lineage: Eukaryota; Metazoa; Arthropoda; Insecta; Coleoptera; Curculionidae
Product: prominin-2
Exons: 18
Coding region: 1726-4035 (769 amino acids)
Cellular component (GO): membrane
Source: RefSeq, a predicted model, not a curated record